GGGAGGUGUUGUGUUGCAACGCAAGGGGGUAAGAGGCAACGAUGUAUCGUCCAAAGCCUACUUUGAAGGAUCGACAGCAUCUGUACAAGCUGAUUAUCAGCCAGUUACUGUAUGAUGGUUACACUACUAUCGCCAAUAGCCUCAUCAAUGAGGUUAAACCGCAGAGCGUCGUGUCCCCUUCAGAACAGCUCAUGCAACUUGCUAAGAUCGGGAUGGAGAAUGAUGACAGUGCAGUGCAGUAUGCCAUAGGCCGCUCAGAUACAGUGGCACCUGGAGUGGGUAUUGACCUGGAGUUUGAUGCAGAUGUGCAGACCAUGUCUCCAGAGGCUUCAGAAUACGAGACAUGCUACGUUACAUCUCACAAAGGCCCCUGUCGAGUGGCCACCUACAGCCGUGAUGGACAGCUUAUUGCCACAGGCUCAGCUGACGCCUCUAUUAAGAUCCUGGACACAGAGCGCAUGCUGGCCAAGAGCGCCAUGCCUAUUGAGGUGAUGAUGAACGAGACAGCUCAGCAGAACAUGGAGAAUCACCCCGUCAUCAGAACACUUUAUGACCAUGUCGAUGAGGUUACCUGUUUGGCCUUUCACCCCACCGAGCAGAUCUUGGCCUCCGGUUCUCGUGACUACACGCUAAAACUUUUUGACUACUCCAAGCCAUCUGCUAAGAGAGCCUUCAAACACAUACAGGAAGCAGAGAUGCUGCGCUCUAUAUCAUUUCACCCCUCUGGAGACUUCUUACUGGUCGGCACACAGCACCCCACCCUACGCCUAUAUGAUGUCAACACCUUCCAGUGUUUUGUAUCCUGCAAUCCUUUAGACCAACACACAGACACCAUAUGUGGUGUCAGCUACAACCCUAGUGCCAACAGCUAUGUGACUUGCAGCAAAGAUGGGAGCAUCAAGCUAUGGGAUGGCGUGUCUAACCGUUGUGUCACGACUUUUGAGAAGGCCCAUGAUGGAGCUGAGGUUUGUUCAGCCAUCUUCUCCAAGAACUCCAAAUACAUUUUGUCCAGUGGCAAAGACUCUGUAGCCAAGCUAUGGGAAAUCUCCACUGGUCGGACACUCGUUAAGUACACAGGCGCGGGACUAAGUGGACGGCAGAUGCACCGCACCCAGGGUGUGUUCAAUCACACGGAAGACUACGUGCUUCUGCCAGACGAGCGUACCAUUAGCCUGUGCUGCUGGGAUUCCCGCUCUGCCGAGAGAAAGAACCUGCUGUCACUGGGCCACAACAACAUUGUGCGUUGCAUUGUGCACUCCCCCACUAACCCCGGCUUUAUGACCUGCAGUGACGACUUUCGAGCCCGCUUCUGGUAUCGACGCACCACCACUGACUGAAAAGAUGUGUGUGUUAGAGAGAGGGAAGGAAGUGGUCACAAUUUUCUUCAUCAGUGACUUUGUCCCAGUUUUGACCCUCUGUCAUUUCCUUACCUGGGGGUCCUCACAGUGCUAGCCAACUGACAUAAAAAUUCGCCUUUGUUUCUUUGUCCUGUUUUCAGUUGAUUAAAUUUGCUGUAUUUUUACAAGAACUGGUGGACAGAUGGCGCCAUUUUACGGUGGACAAAGUUAAGGUUUAUUUUCCUUCCAAGUCACUAUUCACUAGGUAUAAGUGAUGUUCCUGACUAUAAAAUUGAUUCAUAAAAUUUGGAUAUACCGUAACGAUUAAAAACAAACCAUCCUGAUCAUUUUUUUACUGUGAAAAUAUUUCUAAGUUUUGGUUUGUAUGGCUGUGAUUUUACACCU
This is a messenger RNA of Chanos chanos (milkfish), 1742 nucleotides long. It is a transcript of the gene cstf1, whose product is annotated as cleavage stimulation factor, 3' pre-RNA, subunit 1. NCBI's taxonomy places the organism in Eukaryota, Metazoa, Chordata, Actinopteri, Gonorynchiformes, Chanidae. The record is from RefSeq and is a predicted model, not a curated record. Gene Ontology annotation, molecular function: RNA binding; protein binding. The transcript has 6 exons. Gene Ontology annotation, cellular component: mRNA cleavage stimulating factor complex. Gene Ontology annotation, biological process: mRNA 3'-end processing. The coding region runs from base 42 to 1337 and encodes 431 amino acids.